GUGAAAACACGACCUGUGGGCUUCAAAGCUGAAGCAGUUGAUGAAGAAGGAGUUUGGUGUGCGUGCAUUGUUGAAGAAGUAGACAAUGAUUACGUGAUCAUUUCCUCUGAUGGCUGGAAUGCAGAGUGGAAUUGCCGCAUCUGUGAUCCACGAGAGAUAAGGGAUUGAACAUUGCCUGAUUGGAAAAUAAAGUGAAGAACCUUUUCCCUUCAGUGAACGAUGUCUCCGCUUUAAGAAGACUGACUUUACUUUUAAAUAUCACCCAAACUUAUGUAAAACAAAAAGCAAAAAUUACGGUUCGCUUCAAUUUC
This is a messenger RNA of Pocillopora meandrina, 311 nucleotides long. The record is from the annotation of a GenBank genome assembly. NCBI's taxonomy places the organism in Eukaryota, Metazoa, Cnidaria, Anthozoa, Scleractinia, Pocilloporidae.